Molecule: messenger RNA, 773 nt
Organism: Maylandia zebra (zebra mbuna)
Lineage: Eukaryota; Metazoa; Chordata; Actinopteri; Cichliformes; Cichlidae
Product: ciliary microtubule-associated protein 3
Biological process (GO): regulation of cell projection organization
Molecular function (GO): cytoskeletal protein binding
Source: RefSeq, a predicted model, not a curated record
ACGCUACGACGGUCAGAGGUGUUGGACAGCUAGAAAGUAGCUAGCAGUAUUUUUCCUCCUACUUGGGUUUUCGUUACGUUACCAAACGUUUGCUUCAACGAUGCUGACCGCUCCUGCUCAGAGAGUAUGUUUUGGGAGCUCACUGGAGAGGAGGCUGUUUCCUCUCCAUUACGCGCCAGACCGGCUGGGAAACCAAAUGUCACAACAGGGACCGCCACAUGUCGGCCCGGGAAGCUAUGACAACCACGAGUUUGGCACCAUACUUUAUGACAUACAGAAGACACCUGGGAGUAAGAAAGGAUAUAGUCUCUCUGCAAGGACUGCUGUGCGCUUUCCGCCUUGUAACAAGGCAGUGACCCCUUCACCGUGGCAGUACCAGCAGGAUCAAAGUGGUUCUAGGGUCUCUCCUCCUGGCAAAAUAGCUUUCAGCUCAAAAGCACAGAGGUUCAAAACCACACCAUGUACAUCUGAGAGGAGUCCAGGCCCUGGGACGUAUGCCCACGACAGAGUGACAAACAGGAAAGUGAGCUGGCCCAUGUGCUUUGGGAGACCAGACUGGUCCAGCCUGCCUCAAAUAGGCAAGAAGUCACUCAGGGUGAAGCUUGCCAGUGAAAAGGAGUACCUUAAACAGAGGAACAGAGUGGCCUACCUGAGUUUGUACUAUUAACCCUGAAGGUCUUACAUGGAAACCUAUCAUGACACUGGCGAAGCAAGAAGAUGUUGUUUGUUUUUUGUCUUUCCCCUUAAAAUAUAAACAAAAUAUGAACAUGUAA